AUGGCCGCGACUUCAACAGCACCCCCAAGCGUGCUCGACACGCCCUCUUCGGCGCCCUCGGCUAGCUCAUCGACGCACACGCACAUCCCGGAACCCGGCGACAUUCCCGGCGACUUCAAGUCGAGUUUGGUCGCCUGGUGGUCCUCGAACGGAUACCGCGACGCACGGCUGGCCGAGGAACGACUCCUGCGCAAGAUGCCGUUCUACACGCCGUCGCUGCGUCCCGAGUCCAAGUCGUGGUUCUGGAACAAUGCCUCCAGCGCCUCUCUCCCGAACGAGACCGAGGACACGCCAGAGCAGGGCACGGGGCUCGUGGCGCGCGUGCGCAAGGUCUUCGUGCCCACGCCGGACCCGCAUGCCGCCCCGCCGCGGCCGGAUGUGCCCGCUGCCUCGGAUGUCGAGUCGAUCUCGAGCGGAGGCAGCAGCAAGGCCGCCAAGCGGCUCAGCCGCGUCUUGCACCACGACAAGGAGCGGAAGGGGGACUACAUCAACACGCUCGAGUUUACGACGCCUCAGACGACUGGGUCCCGCGAGGCCGUAGUCGUUUUGCACGGGUAUGGAGCAGCGCAGGGCUUCUUCUUCAAGAACUGGGCCUCGGUGUCUCGCUCCGCGGCCGCGACGGGCCGCCGGACCUUCUUCCUCGACUGGCUCGGUAUGGGUCUCUCCUCCCGCCCGAGUUCGCACUUGCUCUCCUCCAAGCAGCACUCUGUGGAAUCACGCGUCGCCACAGCCGAGCACUUUUUCCUCGACUCGCUCGAGAACUGGCGCCGGCAAGAAGGGAUCGACAAGAUGUUGCUUGUGGGCCACUCGCUCGGCGGAUAUCUCUCCACAGCCUACGCCAAGCGGCACCCGGACCGUGUGUCCGCCUUGGUCCUCCUCAGCCCCGUCGGGUUCCCGCACAACCCGGACGGAAGCACCAGACCGCUCCCCGUCGGCGCCGACGGGCGGAAGGUCGACGGCAUCGUGGCCGGAAGCAACGACCAGGCCGAAGCGGCAGUGCAUAAGGAACUGGGCGCGGACCAGGCCAACCUGCAGCGCACGACUUCCGCUGGCCCCGCCACCGAGGCAACCGAUAGGGACGAGCACAUCAAGGGCGAAGCGCGGCAGUGGCGGAACGACUCGCCCAGUACGUAUCGCAAGAUCGCGACGCGCUCGAUCCUGUGGGCCUGGGAACGGGGCUUGUCGCCCUUCUCCCUCAUGCGGUCCUUGGGGCCGUGGGGACCCCUGCUGGUGGGCAAGUACACGAUGCGCCGGUUCAGUGCGCAGGACCCAGACGACAUCCGCGCGCUCCACGCAUACAUCUACGGCGUGACUGCGAUGCGCGGCAGUGGCGAGUACUGCAUCUCCCACCUCCUCGCUCCGGGGGCGUAUGCGCGCAUGCCCCUCGUGGAGCGUAUUGCCGGCCUCAGCGUGCCCGUCACGUUCGCAUACGGGGAUAACGACUGGAUGGAUGUCAAGGGCGGGAACGACGCGCAGGAACGCCUGAGGGAGGCGGGCAAUGCCGACGUGCACGUCAAGGUCGUCAGUGGGGCCGGUCACCACCUCUACCUCGACAAUCCGGAGGAGACGAACCAGCUCAUCGACGAGGCGAUUAGGGCCGUGCCGAACCGUGGAUAG
Molecule: messenger RNA, 1617 nt
Organism: Trichosporon asahii var. asahii CBS 2479
Lineage: Eukaryota; Fungi; Basidiomycota; Tremellomycetes; Trichosporonales; Trichosporonaceae
Exons: 1
Coding region: 1-1617 (538 amino acids)
Biological process (GO): cardiolipin acyl-chain remodeling
Cellular component (GO): mitochondrial inner membrane
Molecular function (GO): A2-type glycerophospholipase activity
Source: RefSeq, a predicted model, not a curated record